GCUAGUUUGGUGUGACAUUGGAACAAGUAUAGGACCGUAUAAGUAGUUGAAUAGGCUGCUUCUGCUGCCCGGCUCAGCUCAGGAGGCUAACUAUCGCUGGGCACGCCUAUGUAAGGUAGCUGGUAGCUGCUGCUGCUGCGGGGCUCCAGAGCUGUUCAGCGGGCCGCAGGAGGAGGAGGAGGAGGAGGCAUCAACACUUGGAGGAUAUUUAUAGCAACCCGUGUGUGUUGCAGGGUGAUUCAGGAUGACGGACCAGCCUCCGUGGGAGCAGAUAGGAUCCAGCUUUGUGCAGCACUACUACCAAUUGUUUGACUCUGACAGAUCACAACUUGGAUCCAUAUAUAUUGAUCCGUCAUGCCUCACAUGGGAAGGACAACAGUAUCUGGGAAAAAGAGCAAUUGUUGAGAAACUGUCUAGCCUACCCUUCACAAAAAUAGCGCAUAGUAUAACAGCGCAGGACCAUCAGCCAACUCCAGACAGCUGCAUCUUGAGUAUGGUUGUUGGACAGCUAAAAGCAGAUGACGACCCUAUCAUGGGUUUCCAUCAGUGUUUCAUCCUGAAGAACAUUAAUGAUGCAUGGGUGUGCACCAAUGACAUGUUCAGGCUGGCCAUUCACAACUUUGUCUAACCCCCCUCGCCACUCUGGUGGGGCGACCAUAGUGAAGGGCACCAUGUGAUGAAGUAUGGAGGGAGGGGAAAGAGGAGUUGAGUAUGGAGAGAAGAGAGAACACUCAUCCCUCCCUCCUGCUGUCUCAUUUACGCCUGCUUGACAAACAAGCAAACACCGGAUUCUAGAUGUCAAUCACUGAACCUCAUCCAGGUGGGUUUUCAGACCACCCCAGCCAGUAGAACUGCGACGCGUUUCUUUGCUGAGAGCCGGCCAACCAAUCAGAUGCCCCCGUCUGCCACUCUGCUGAUCUGCAUGACGCUGGGAGUCCCCCAUUACAAUACCUACACUCAAGUCACCAGAAAGACUGACCGACGCCAUUAACUCAUGCUCUGCUCCGCUCUCCACCCUUUACUUAAUCCUACUCUACUGUUGACUCCACUGCUGUCAACUCAGUUCUGUUUUGCACUGCUGUUGACUGGUUCGUAGAUCCAUGUUCAGGUUCAGAGUCGACUUCAUCAGUUCCGACUUCUUAUGUUAUGAGUUGUUUUUAGAUGCCACUUGUGUGUUGCCUUAGUGUGUUUAACUGAGUUUUAUUCCUUUACACAACCGAUAACUUUGCCAUGAUUCACUCUCAUGCCAGGUUUUGCUCUCGCAAACCAAAGAAUCAUAGAGGACAAAGUUUGACCAUGCUGUGUGAUUGGUUCUGCAUAUUCUCUCUCUCUCACUCUCUCUUUACAUCUGUCUCUCACUCUUUCUGUUUCUCUCAAUCACGGUCUUUCUCUCUCUCUCUCUCUCUCUUUCUCUCUCUCUCUCUCUCUCUCACACACACACACACACACAUGUCUGGCAGUUAACAUGGACUACAGCCAUGAUAGACAAUAAAACCUGGACUUUUUUCUUAA
Molecule: messenger RNA, 1512 nt
Organism: Sebastes umbrosus (honeycomb rockfish)
Lineage: Eukaryota; Metazoa; Chordata; Actinopteri; Perciformes; Sebastidae
Gene: nutf2
Product: nuclear transport factor 2
Exons: 5
Coding region: 245-628 (127 amino acids)
Biological process (GO): protein import into nucleus
Cellular component (GO): nuclear pore central transport channel
Source: RefSeq, a predicted model, not a curated record